GAGGGGAGGGGGCAGAGAGAGAGAGAGAGAGAGAGAGGGGAAGGAGCUCGAGCGCGAGCGCGAGGAAGAGGAGAAGAACAAUAACUCGGCCCGCGCGCCAUGAGUAAACUGUCGUUCCGCGCUCGGGCGCUCGACGCCUCCAAGCCGCUGCCCGUCUACCGCUCGGAGGACCUGCCCGACCUGCAGGACUGCGUGUCCAUCAACAGGGCCGUGCCGCAGAUGCCGACCGGCAUGGAGAAGGAAGAGGAGUCGGAACAUCAUCUUCAGAGGGCCAUUUCAGCACAGCAGGUCUUCAGAGAGAAGAGGGAGAAUAUGGUUAUUCCAGUGCCUGAGGCAGAAAGCAAUGUCUCUUACUAUGAUCGUCUAUACAGAGGAGAGUUUAAGGUUCCCAAGCAACUCAUUCACAUUCAACCGUUUAAUUUGGAUAGUGAACAGCCAGACUAUGACAUGGACUCUGAAGAUGAGAUAUUAUUCAAUCGACUGAAUAGAAAAAUGGAGGUCAAACCUUUACAGUUUGAAGAGAUGAUUGACCGGCUGGAGAAGGCUAGCGGAAAUCAGCUGGUGUCUAUUCAAGAGGCCAAAUUGUUGCUGAAGGAAGAUGACUACUUGAUCAAGGCUGUGUUUGAUUACUGGGUGAGGAAACGAAAAAACUGCAGGGGACCCUCCCUUAUUCCAUUGGUCAAACAGGAAAAAAGAGAUGGUUCCACAAACAAUGACCCAUAUGUUGCUUUUCGAAGGCGAACUGAGAAGAUGCAGACAAGAAAGAAUCGUAAAAACGACGAGGCUUCAUAUGAGAAAAUGUUGAAACUCCGACGAGAGUUUAGCCGGGCAGUCACCAUUCUGGAAAUGAUUAAAAGGAGGGAAAAGACCAAAAGGGAGCUGCUUCAUCUAACGUUGGAAGUGGUUGAGAAGAGGUACCACACUGGUGACUUUGGUGGAGAAAUUAUGACUGAGCUGAAGACUCCGAAACAAGAAAAGGUGGCCAACAGCACUCCAGUGUCUCUUCACAAUGGCAACCAUUACAAAGCUCAAGAAAGCAAAACGGUUAAGCAUCAACAGCCACAUUCGGUGUCGUUCAAAGAAGAAGUUCCUGAUGCUGUUCGACCAAAGAAGAAAUACGUGAAGAAGAAGCAUAAAACUCCCGAGUGUAUUGUUUUACACCACCAGCCCAGUACAGAACCACAACCCCCUGUGAAGAAGGAUAUUAAGCAGUACGACUUUCUCAGUUCUGAUGAAGAGUCCUACACCCAGGUCCCCUCUCCUGUAUCAGAGCCUGAGGAAGACAGCGACCCUGACGGGCCUUUUGCUUUCAGGAGGAAAGUGGGAUGUCAAUACUAUGCUCCUCACAUGGACCAAACAAGUACAUGUCCGUGGCGGAUUCCUGAGCCAGCAGGGUUAAGUGAGGCCAGGUACAGGUACUGCUUAACCACGCUCACCGUUCCAAGAAGGUGCAUUGGAUUUGCAAGGAGACGCGUGGGCCGUGGAGGAAGGGUUUUGUUAGAUCGUGCAUUCACAGCUUAUGAUCAUAUUCUACAUCAAGUUGAUCCGGAAAUCCUGUCAUCUCCUCCAGCCUCCCCAGCUGCAUUCUCUUCUGACAACUCACGGACCACAUCUUCCAAUAAAGACUUUACCAAUAGACUGUCACUUGGUGAAAUACUAAGCAAUAUCAAAGCGUGCCGGUUACGGCACUUUCAGCCACGGUUGCCCCCGUUUCAGGACAGUGACGAUGAUCACUGUACUUCCAAAAAAUUAGGACAGAAUGUGAAUAAAGGGAGAAUCCCUAUGUCUUCUAUUUUAGCAUCAAGUACCAUGAUCACCAGCAGGAAUAGGAUAUCUGGUGGGAUAACAGAAGAACAAUACCAGACCCACCAACAACAGCUUGUCCAGAUGCAGAGACAACAGUUGGCACAGAUGCAACGGCAGCAGUCCCAGCAUUCCUCAAGCAUCUCACUUGGAAAUUCACAGGGAUCAAGCAUAUCCAAUUCUUCAAAGCCGCUAGAUUCAGCUAGUGCCCUGUUUGCAGCAUCAGCUGUUGUUAGUGGCCCUGGACCAGGUCAAGCGGAGGUUUCUAAGGAUGGUUCAGGUCACACCACAACUAUGAAUGGUGUUGUCCAGUCUGCAGGUACCUAUAGAAAUCUCCAUUCCGCCAAUGCUACUUCGUCCUCCAGCCCAGGAUUGUCCACUGUACAGAUUAUAAGAACUGUCAGUCGCACCACAGCAAACCACGUGUUUCCUGCAUUACGCACAAGUAGUCCCCAGUCUUUUCCUGUGAACAAUUCCUGCAUAGGAACUGCUGUGCGUUUGAACAGUCUGAAUGUGGUUACUCCUGUCAAUGUGCAUCUGAGUGCAAGGACUUCAGCACCUUCGCCAUCUGCCUUAAAGCUGGCCACAGCUGCUACCAACCUUGACAGGGUGCCAAAGGUGAACCCUAGUAGUGCCAUCAGUAGCUUGGCUAGGGAGAGCAAUGAACCAGAGAGGUUGUUGAAUGGCAUUGCAGAGAAGACAGUCGCUAUGGAAGUGACAUAGUUUUGUCUAAUGAACCUUAAUCGGGGAAAUACCUUGAUGGAAAUCGUAUAUUCCAGAGAAUACAGAAUAAGGCACCCAACAGAUUUCAAGUUGCUGCAGGGAAAUCUCGUGAUAAUGCGGUCUGCUGGUUACAGCGUCUCAACCAUCGUACGGCCAGGGAAAAAUGAUCAACUUACGUGUCGUCAGGUCCCCACUGAAGCUACUUCUUGUGCGUUGCACCCUAUGCAUAAACAACGCCGCUGACGUCACCUGCACCGGAAGUGACGGCCGCUCUUCCUGCGCGCGUGUGCAGGAAGUGCUGUCACGGGUGACCUGACAACCCAGAAGUCAGCCAUUUUUUUUUAGCGCGGGAAGCUGGCUAGUCAGCGCCAGAAGCCAAGUGUGACACGCUUCCAAUUACUGCAGGUCCACAGUACCAGCUGUAAGCGAGGCAGAGCUUUUAUCGAAGCGUGCUUAACGGGGAGGUUCCCCCUGUACAUGUGGACCUAUAACGGUGUCGUAUUCAUAAUGUAAAAAAAAUGUCAAUAUAUAAAUGUAAAUUUUGUAAAGUUGGGAUGAUCACUACCUUGUACAAUAGUUUAUUUGUAUCAUCAUGUAUUUCUGUUACUUGAAUACUAGAUAUUCAUCAUGCUUUGCACUUGAAAUUACAACAGAAUGAAAAUGACACAAAUCUAUGGGAUCAUGAGCAUGAAAUUGGGAUCCUUUUGUCACUUGUUUUAACUAUUUAUUUUGCCAUGUUUACAUUUUGUAAUUUGUACAAAUCAACUUUGUGCUUAAAAAAAAAUUUGAAGAUAUUUAGGUAGGCCAUGUAAAUCCUUGUCAUUUUUGUACAUUGUAAAGUUUUCACUCAGUUCUUUUUUUUUCCUCUCACAAAAUUGAAUAGAUGGAUGUUUGGUAAAUACUAAGUGACAAUUCUUUCAGACAUUUAAGUCGAGACAAAAAAAAAUAGUAUUUUCUAUUGUUUUGGAGGGUGAGGGUAGUGAAACAGAAUUGAAGAUAAUCAUCUUCCAUGUUGCUCCUUUAUCCUGUGGUUGCAAGACAAGUAACAGGUUAGAAAGAUUGUCUGACUUUUAUGUUUGAUCUCCUUUAGUCUAGUGUUUUUAUCAGUUUAUACAGCUACUAUUACAUAGACCUUUUCAACAGUAUUAGUAUUGGAAUGUUAGUGUCAGCACUACAUCAGACAACUUCCUUGUUACUUGUUCUUGUUAAGUGGAAAAAAAAAUGCAGGGAAAUAAAACAUACAUAUCAGAGUAUCUAUCUGCUUUGUCUGUGCUUUUAUUUUGCAUGUUAAGGGCAGUAUUGCCAACUUGGAGCCAGUUGUAUGUAAUUGAANUUUUUUAUAAAAAAAUAUAUAUAAUUUCAAACAA
Callorhinchus milii (elephant shark) is the source of this 3893-nucleotide messenger RNA. RefSeq names its product enhancer of polycomb homolog 2 (Drosophila) (gene epc2). Gene Ontology annotation, biological process: regulation of transcription by RNA polymerase II. Gene Ontology annotation, cellular component: piccolo histone acetyltransferase complex. The transcript has 14 exons. The record is from RefSeq and is a predicted model, not a curated record. Lineage: Eukaryota; Metazoa; Chordata; Chondrichthyes; Chimaeriformes; Callorhinchidae. Bases 100 to 2526 code for a protein of 808 amino acids.